Prunus mume (Japanese apricot) is the source of this 1042-nucleotide messenger RNA. Its product is annotated as PLAC8 family protein. Lineage: Eukaryota; Viridiplantae; Streptophyta; Magnoliopsida; Rosales; Rosaceae. The record is from RefSeq and is a predicted model, not a curated record.
GGGAAGGCGGAUCCCCAUUAGCCUCGAGAUGUGCCAAAAAUUUCCAUUUGCCUACUGCUAGAUAUAUUUGAGGGUGCGUGGAGAUAGACUGGGUGUAAAGGGGAAUUCCUAAUAUGCAGAUCAGUGACGAUACCUAGGCCCAAAAUGGGCAUCUAAGCAAAACGUAAGCAUUUUCUCUUUCUCAGCAACAGAAAAGGUUUACUUUUUCUCCCACCAUUUUCUUCACUCACCGACAGAAAGAGGAAGAUCAUUUGGGUCACAAGAGAAGGAUGAAGAGCCAAAGCAGUUAUGCCCCACCGGCGUACAUUCCUUUAGGGAUGUCGGAUUCUGAAUCGGCAAUUGUUUUGCGAAAUGAAGAGCCUCCCAAGCAGCAAAACAGUGUUGAUGGGCCUGUACAAUGGUCUUCUGGAAUCUGCGCAUGCUGUGACGAUAUGCAGAGCUGUACGCUACUUUCUGCCUUGUGACCUUGAUUUAUCAGAAGGAAAAAAAAAUGAAGGUUGUAUAGGUCUAUUUUGUCCUUGCUUUUUAUUCGGAAAGAAUGCAGAAUUUCUGGGUUCUGGGACAUUCAUGGGAUCAUGCAUGACUCAUUUUAUUUUGUGGGUACUCGUUAAUACCGUCUGCUGCUUAUUGACUGAGGGUCUUGUUUUGGGAGUACCGGGAUGCUUUGUUGCAUGUUAUGCUUGUGGCUACCGCAGGACCCUAAGAUCAAAGUAUAAUCUUCAGGAAGCACCAUGUGGAGACUUUGUCACUCAUUUUUUCUGCCAUUUGUGUGCCAUUUGUCAAGAGUACAGGGAGAUCCGAGAAAAAUCUGCUGAUUCUGGCUUUCCUGACCUGAGUAUGGCCGUAGUUACAGCCCCACCAGUCCAGACAAUGGAACCGGGUCUUGAAGAGUAAACCACUGUUUUUGUACUCAUGCAGGAUCAGCAUUUGGUCUAGGUUAUGCAACCUUCAUCAUGCCCCUCAGUGGAUAUUGUUAGUGAAGCCCUCCACAAUUUAUUUUGUCUUUUAAGUUCUUUGGUCUAGUCUAUACCAGGGUUGAUUU